GGGGGACUGAAUUGACGAGCCUUAAACAAACAUGGCGGCCCCCAAUGAGCCAGAGACGUCCGAAGGCGCAAAUAUCGUCGAUUUAGAUGACCAAGAAGAAGAGGUCACUUUUAAGUCACUGGGCAUCGUCGAUGUCCUCUGCGAAGCAUGCGAACAACUCAAAUGGAAAUCCCCUACAAAAAUCCAGAAGGAAUCUAUACCAUUGGCUUUGCAAGGCAAGGAUGUCAUCGGACUUGCCGAAACCGGGUCGGGAAAGACCGGUUCCUUCGCCCUGCCGAUCCUGCAAGCCCUCCUCGAAACGCCGCAGCGCCUGUUCGCCCUGGUGCUGACACCGACACGAGAGCUCGCCUUCCAGAUCUCGGAGCAGUUUGAGGCGCUCGGGGCCGGGAUCGGAGUCAAGUGCGCUGUGGUCGUGGGAGGCAUUGACAUGAUGACCCAAGCGUUGACACUAGCCAAGAAGCCACAUGUUGUAAUCGCGACGCCGGGGCGCCUGGUGGACCACCUGGAGAACACGAAGGGGUUCAGCCUGAAGGCCCUCAAGUACCUGGUCAUGGAUGAGGCCGACCGGAUCCUCAACAUGGACUUCGAGGAGGAGGUGGACAAGAUCCUCCGGGUCAUCCCCCGGGAGAGGCACACAUACCUCUACUCGGCCACCAUGACCAAGAAGGUGCAAAAGCUUCAGCGUGCAUCUCUCAAGGACCCAGUGAAGGUGGAGGUGUCCUCAAAGUACCAGACAGUCGAGAAACUGAUGCAGUACUACCUCUUCAUUCCCGCCAAGUUCAAGGACGUGUACCUGGUUCAUCUGCUGAACGAACUGGCGGGGAACUCCUUCAUGGUGUUCUGCAGCACGUGCAGCAACACGCAGCGGACGGCCCUGCUGCUGCGUAACCUCGGAUUCACCGCCAUACCCCUGCACGGCCAGAUGGGACAGGCCAAGCGUCUUGGUGCACUCAACAAGUUCAAGUCCAAGAACCGGUCAAUCCUGAUCGCCACUGAUGUUGCCAGCAGAGGUUUGGACAUUCCACACGUGGACUGCGUGGUCAACUUCGACAUCCCGACGCACUCCAAGGACUACAUUCACCGUGUGGGCCGAACUGCGCGUGCGGGGAGGUCGGGAAAAGCGAUAACCUUUGUGACCCAGUAUGACGUGGAGCUGUACCAGAGGAUCGAGCACCUGAUCGGCAAGAAGCUUCCCCUGUACCAGACGAGCGAAGAGGAAGUGAUGGUCCUCAUGGAGAGGGUGACCGAGGCACAGCGUUUUGCCAAGAUGGAGCUCAAGGAGCAGGACGACAAGAAGAGGGGAGGGAAGAAGAGGAAGGGGGAGGAGGAGGACGAAGCGGACGACACCGAGCAGGCUCGUGGGGUGCACGACCGCAUCGGGAAGCAGGGAAAGAAAGCGGGGGGCUUCAAGAAGAAGCGGAAAUGAGACCCGUCGGUUCUCCCUGCCAGGAGGCGGCCGUCAAUAUAAAACAAGUAUUGUACAUA
This is a messenger RNA of Ixodes scapularis (black-legged tick), 1485 nucleotides long. It is a transcript of the gene pths, whose product is annotated as probable ATP-dependent RNA helicase DDX47. Bases 32 to 1426 code for a protein of 464 amino acids. The record is from RefSeq and is a predicted model, not a curated record. Gene Ontology annotation, molecular function: ATP binding; RNA helicase activity; nucleic acid binding. The transcript is spliced from 11 exons. NCBI's taxonomy places the organism in Eukaryota, Metazoa, Arthropoda, Arachnida, Ixodida, Ixodidae.